CAGCUUGGACACUUAGGUGUUUCUUAGCUUGUGCAGGCAAAUCUCUGCUGUAUCUGACUUGGAGCACGACGCCCCCGUAGCCUUCUGACUCCCCCACACCUCCCCAAUAACCUUUGGGCAAGUCUGGACUGAACUCAAUGAUUUUGAAAAAGUCAAAAGGCUUUUUCUUUGUUUUUGUUUCGUUUUUUAAAAACUUUGCAGAGUGGAGAAGAUUAAUGGGGGAGGGGAGUUCUUGCCAAAUAAGCUAUGUAUGGGCUGGAUGCUUCUAUACGUUGUCCAUCCCAGUUUCCCAGAAAUAAGUGUUUCUGUUCAGUUCUUAAUCUCAUGCCAAAAUCAAGGAGUUGGGGAGAGGAGGGAGGUCACAGAAAGUCAGGUAUGAGGGAAGGUUAAAGAAUCUCAGCCCUGAACCCUUCUAUCAGACCCCCCUCAGACAUCCUCAGGGUCUUCAAGAUUGUCACAGUGGGAAACCCCUCCCAUUCAAGGCCCAGGCUGGACUGAGGGGCUUCGUGAAGAGGUCGGUGGGAGGCGGGGGCUGGGGGCAGUUUCUCUCCUCGCUUGUCAACUUGUAGAUUCACAGAAAAAGGAAAUGGCAGUUUUAAAUAAAGAGAUUUCUUUUUCCCCUGGGUUUAGUUGAGAAUUUUUUUUUCCAAAAACAAAAAAAAACUCCCCCAAAAGAGUAAUUCUUACAAAGCUCUAAGAGGUUUGGGGCCAGCCCUCACUACAAAGAUGUAUCCAGAAUGACAACAGACCAUGUUGCCUAACCUGCCCAGGUCAAGACAGAGCACUAGUGAACCUCUGGGACCCAUGAAUGUGGUGGGCUGAAGGAAAUGAGGUCGUAUUGGUGUAGAAUCCAACCCCAGGGAGACGCUGUGCCUGGAGGCUGCCAGGGCCCUCAGGUGGGGUGAGGUUGCUUCUAGUACCUGAAGGACUCUUGUCCGAGAAGCAUGGAUUCCUGGCAUUCUCUGACAGAACAAGAUGGGAGAUGGGGGCAGGGUAGAGGGUGCAAGCCCCACCUAGGGCAGCCGCCAGAGUGGGAAGAGGGGCAGACAGAACCAGGAGCCUGGGAAGGAAACACCAUGCCGGCAGGGACAGCAGCUGGAGCCUGGGUGCUGGCUCUUGCUCUGUGGGGUGAGCCACUCCCAGCCCCACCAACUCUCCCCCUCAGCAGCCCUGCUCCCACCCCCCUAGUACCUCCUUUCUCCAUAGAAAUCCCCCUGAACCUGGGUACCACUUUCCAAAGACCCUCACCCUCCCUGUCCUACACCAACCAGCCCCACCUCUCCCCUUCCACCUUCCUACAACGAUGCUACCACCCAGGAGCCGUAGCUGGUGGUCAGAACAUCACAGCCCGGAUUGGAGAGCCACUUGUGCUAAGCUGUAAGGGGGCCCCUAAGAAGCCACCCCAGCAGCUAGAAUGGAAACUGAACACAGGAAGGACUGAAGCUUGGAAGGUCCUCUCUCCCCAGGGAGGCCCAUGGGACAGUGUGGCUCGAAUCCUCCUCAAUGGUUCCCUCCUCCUUCCAGCUAUGGGAAUUGUCGAUGAGGGAACUUUCCGGUGUCGGGCAACUAACAGGCACGGGAAGGAGGUCAAGUCCAACUACCGAGUCCGAGUCUACCAGAUUCCUGGGAAGCCAGAGAUUGUGGAUCCUGCCUCUGAACUCACAGCCAGUGUCCCUAAUAAGGUGGGCACCUGUGUGUCUGAGGGAAGCUACCCUGCAGGGACCCUUAGCUGGUACUUGGAUGGGAAACUUCUGAUUCCUGACGGCAAAGGAACAAUUGUGAAGGAAGACACCAGGAGAGACCCUGACACAGGACUCUUCACACUGCGGUCAGAGCUGACAGUGACCCCAGCCCCAGGAGGAGCCACCCAUCCUACCUUCUCCUGCAGCUUCAGCCUGGGCCUUCCCCGGCGCAGACCCCUAAACACAGCCCCCAUCCAGCCCCGAGUCAGGGAGCCCGUGCCUCCAGAGGGCAUUCAGCUGCUGGUUGAGCCUGAAGGUGGAACAGUUCCUCCCGGUGGGACUGUGACCUUGACCUGUGCCAUCUCUGCCCAGCCCCCUCCUCAGAUCCACUGGAUAAAAGAUGGCGCACCCCAGCCCCGUGCCCCCAGCCCCGUGCUGCGCCUCCCUGAGGUAGGGCAUGAGGAUGAGGGCAUCUAUAGCUGCGUGGCCACCCACCCUAGCCACGGACCUCAGGAAAGCCCUCCUGUCAGCAUCAGGGUCACAGAAACCGGCGAUGAGGGGCCAGCUGCAGGCUCUGUGGGUGGGUCUGGGCUGGGUACGCUAGCCCUGGCCUUGGGGAUCCUGGGAGGCCUGGGAAUAGCCGCCCUGCUCGUUGGGGCCAUCCUGUGGCGAAAACGACAAGCCGGACUCGAGGAGAGGAAGGCCCCAGAAAGUCAGGAGGACGAGGAGGAGCGCGCAGGGCUCAAUCAGUCGGAAGAAGCUGAGACGCCAGAUAACGGUGCAGGGGGACCUUAAGAGCACCCAGGCAGACCCUGUCUCACUCUUUCGACUUGCCCUUCAGUUGUGCUGGCCCCGCAGCUCCCCGUGUAUGAUCCCAAUUUGACCUUGAGGCACUUUCUUCUCCAACCAGAGCCCACAUGAUCCAUGCUGAGUAAACACCUGACAAAUGU
Molecule: messenger RNA, 2632 nt
Organism: Grammomys surdaster
Lineage: Eukaryota; Metazoa; Chordata; Mammalia; Rodentia; Muridae
Gene: Ager
Product: advanced glycosylation end-product specific receptor
Exons: 10
Coding region: 945-2477 (510 amino acids)
Biological process (GO): regulation of inflammatory response; regulation of p38MAPK cascade
Cellular component (GO): plasma membrane
Molecular function (GO): signaling receptor activity
Source: RefSeq, a predicted model, not a curated record